GGCUCAUUGUGUAAAAAUAAGGUGUCCAAGAUGGUUCGGGUGGAAAAGAUGAAAGAUAGUUUCGUAGGGAUAUACUUCAUGCUAAACAAAGAGGAAAAAAUAACGGAGGAUUAUUACAAACGGUACUUUAAGCCGAAUGACAACCCAAACUUUGUGGAAUAUGAUCCUCUAAUUCAUGGCUGGCGUGGACAGGAGCCAAGACGCAAUUGGGUUCCUCCAGUGUCUGUGGCACCUAAGACCACACUUAAGGUGACCCCUCAAACCUCUGGAAGAGCUGCAGAAGAGGCUGAAGAAACUGUAGCUGAAGCAGGUGAUCAACUGCUGGAUGGUUCCCCAUCUACUUCUCGUAGAUCCGGAUUCAAAAUUUUUUGCCAAUGCUUUGGCAAAAAGUGAGCUUCAUGUCUUUUGCUACUUCCUAGGUAACAUAACGGAUGAAUGUUAUGUUACAGAUAAGCUCUUAGUAUUUUCUGCCAAAUAUAUUGAUGAAAUUAAUAUAACCUUGAUAAAAAUUAUCAUAUAGAUAACAAGUAGUGUUUAAUUAUUUUACAGAACUGUGCACAGACCUAAUCUAAAUAGAAAAGUAAACAAAAUUUUCAAAUAAAUUAUAAAUUGUUUAACUCAUUUUAAGAUGUAAAGAUAUUAUAUGAAAAGUUCCUACUAUCAUUAUCAUUAUCAAGGUGAUCGAUAAUUAAAAAAAAAAAAAUUGUUUUUGAUACCUAGAGAUAUUUAAUAAUUUUAGACAUUAUAGAAGUUUAAAAAUAAUGUAUUAAAAUUGUUUUAGCCUUGUUAGUAGUUGUUGUAGCCUUUAUAAAAGAAAAUUUGUAUUUUUAUAGUUCUGGUGUUAGUUAAUGUAUAAAUAAUGUUUAUAUUUGUUAAAAUAAUUAUUAGAUCACCGAAAUUAUCAUUCUUAAAGACUGAACAAUGCUUUAAUUAAGUGAAAUUGGCUUAAUAUAGCCAGUUUUUACAUUAAAAUUUUUUUUUUUUUUAAUUCUUAAAAAUGAGUUAUAUAUAUUAUUUUUGUAUAAGAUUUUAGGUAUUUUAACAUUUACACCAAAAAAAGAAAUAACCAUUAUAUUUUUAGAUAUUGAAUUAGAUAUAAAAAAAUCUCAAUGUAUGACUACAAUAAGCUAAAUAUCUUUACAAAUAUUACAUAUUUUAAUUUAUUCAAUUUCAAAAACUACUAUAUGAAAAAAAAAUUAUAUUGUUUAACAAGUAUAUUAUUCAUUGAACUGAAAAAAAUAAUUCUGAUAACUUUAAUGAUUAUGCUAAUGUAGUUAAUCCAUUUGAAGGCAUUAUCAUUAGUACAUUUUGAUAAUUUUGCAAUAUAAUUAAUCUUGGGAAAGAGAGUAAUUUACUACUUCCUCAAGUUUAAUAUUAAAAGUUUAAAUAUUAAAAAUUGACUUCAAGGAAUAUUUACUUGUGAUUCCAUUAUUAAAUAUCAAUAUAAACAAAAAUACAAUUAUGGAAAUUAUAUACUUUUUAUCCAAAGUUUAGUUAUUAUCCAUUUACUAUGCAAAGGUCUUUAAAUUAAAAUUUGAAGAAAAAAAGUUUACAACUUUGUAUAGUAUGAUGGAAUACUUCUAUAUCAAAUAUAAAAUACCAGCUUUGAAUUUAUAAUAUCACAAUAUUUAAUAACAUGCAGUACAUAUUAUAUGUAUCAAUUUUUAUAUACA
Molecule: messenger RNA, 1673 nt
Organism: Nezara viridula (southern green stink bug)
Lineage: Eukaryota; Metazoa; Arthropoda; Insecta; Hemiptera; Pentatomidae
Source: the annotation of a GenBank genome assembly